Morone saxatilis (striped sea-bass) is the source of this 3442-nucleotide messenger RNA. It is a transcript of the gene ankrd28a, whose product is annotated as serine/threonine-protein phosphatase 6 regulatory ankyrin repeat subunit A. Lineage: Eukaryota; Metazoa; Chordata; Actinopteri; Moronidae. Gene Ontology annotation, molecular function: protein binding. The transcript has 29 exons. The coding region runs from base 263 to 3442 and encodes 1059 amino acids. The record is from RefSeq and is a predicted model, not a curated record. Gene Ontology annotation, cellular component: cytoplasm.
ACUGGGUGUGUGAGCUGUCGGCAGUGUUGGCCGGCAUUAUGUUGUGUGCAGUUUGAUGACUGCUGGGUUUCGGUCCCAACUUUCCCGGUUUGUCAUCUCUGUCCCAUGAUGUGGUGAGUUUGUCUAUGGCAGGAAGGAAGAGGGGGGAAGCUGCACCGUUUGACUCCGCUCCGGAGAGUCUGUCCUCAUCCAGUUUUCCCCGGCUAAUUUACAGUAACUCCCGGGCGAGUUACUGCCUCCUUUUAGGCUUUGCACCGGGAAAAUGGCUGUACUGAAGAUACAAGACCAGCCGUCUCUGUUAAGAGCCAUCUUCAACGUGGACCCAGAUGAAGUCCGCUCCCUCAUAUUCAAGAAAGAGGAUGUCAACAUUCAGGACAACGAGAAGCGGACGCCUCUGCACGCGGCAGCCUAUCUGGGGGACGCUGAGAUCAUUGAGUUGCUCGUCCUCUCAGGAGCCAGAGUAAAUGCCAAAGACAACAAGUGGUUGACUCCUCUUCACCGAGCUGUUGCCUCAUGUAGUGAGGAUGCAGUGGCAGUGUUGCUGAAGCACAGUGCAGAUGUUAACGCCCGGGACAAGAACUGGCAGACGCCGCUCCAUGUUGCAGCAAGCAACAAGGCGGUACGCUGUGCUGAGGCUUUGGUCCCGCUGCUUAGCAACGUCAAUGUGUCUGACCGAGCGGGCCGCACUGCCCUGCACCAUGCUGCCUUCAGUGGACAUGUAGAGAUGGUGAAGUUGCUGCUGUCCAGGGGAGCCAACAUUAAUGCAUUUGACAAGAAGGACAGAAGGGCCAUCCACUGGGGAGCCUACAUGGGUCACCUGGAGGUGGUGAAGUUAUUGGUGGCCAGCGGAGCAGAGGUCGACUGUAAGGACAAGAAAGCCUACACCCCACUCCAUGCAGCUGCCUCCAGUGGCAUGAGCAGCACAGUGCACUACCUGCUGGGCCUGGGCGUCCACGUCAACGAGGUGAAUGCGUAUGGCAACACUCCACUCCAUUUGGCCUGUUACAAUGGACAGGAUGUGGUGGUCAGUGAGCUCAUUGAGGCAGGGGCCAACGUCAACCAGGUGAAUGAGAGGGGUUUUUCUGCUCUCCACUUUGCCUCCUCCUCACGCCAGGGGGCGCUGUGUCAGGAGCUGCUGUUGGCCCACGGAGCUCACAUCAACAUGCGGAGUAAGGAUAGUAAGACUCCUCUCCACAUGGCAGCUACUCAUGGAAGGUUCUCCUGCUCGCAGGCCCUCAUUCAAAAUGGAGCUGAGAUCGAUUGUGAGGACAAGAGCAGAAACACUGCCCUUCACAUCGCUGCCCGCUGUGGCCAUGAGCUCAUCAUCACAGCACUCAUCAAACACGGAGCCAACACCGCCAAGAGAGGCAUUCAUGGUAUGUUCCCCCUACACCUGGCAGCUCUCAGCAGCUUCUCAGAUUGCUGCAGGAAGCUGCUGUCCUCAGGGUUUGACAUAGACACCCCUGAUGACUUUGGAAGGACCUGUCUACAUGCUGCUGCAGCUGGAGGGAACCUGGAGUGUCUGAACCUGCUGUUAAACAUAGGAGCGGACUUUAACAGGAAAGACAACUUUGGAAGGACUCCACUUCACUAUGCAUCAGCCAACUGUAACUACCAGUGUGUGUUUGCUUUGGUGGGCUCCGGGGCAAGCAUCAAUGAGCUGGACCAGAGAGGCUGCAGCCCCCUGCACUAUGCUGCUGCAGCUGACACUGAUGGAAAGUGUGUGGAAUACCUGUUGAGGAACGAUGCUGAUCCAGGAGUGAGAGACAGGCAGGGUUACAGUGCAGUGCACUAUGCCUCAGCCUACGGACGCACACUCUGCCUAGAACUGAUGGCAAGUGAAACACCUCUUGAUGUGUUAAUGGAAACAUCAGGAACAGACAUGUUGAGUGACUCAGAGAGCCAUGCUCCCGUCAGUCCACUCCACCUGGCGGCUUACCACGGACACUGUGGAGCUUUAGAGGUUCUCUUGUCGUCCCUGCUGGAAGUGGACGUUUGCAGCCCAGACGGCCGGACGCCCCUCAGCCUGGCCUGCUCCAGGGGUCACCAGGAGUGUGUCUCUCUGCUGCUGCACCAUGGCUCCUCACCAAUGACCCGUGACUACACAAACAAAAAGACAGCCAUACAUGCUGCAGCUAUGAAUGGCCACCCAGAGUGCCUGCGCCUGCUCAUGAGCAACAACAACCAACACAUUAAUGUGGACGCACAAGACGCCAACGGACAGACUCCUCUGAUGUUAGCAGUGCUGAAUGGACACACAGAGUGUGUGUACUCUCUACUCAGUCAAGGAGCCAGUGUGGAGAAUCAGGAUCGCUGGGGGAGGACAGCACUACACAGAGGGGCGGUGACCGGCCAGGAGGAGUGUGUGGAGGCCCUCCUCCAGCGGGGGGCCAGCGUGUGUGUCAAAGACAUCCGUGGCCGCUCCCCUCUCCACCUGGCAUCUGCUUGCGGACGUGUGGGUGCUCUAGGUGCUCUGCUGCAGGCCACCGCCACCAGCUCACACACUCACACACACCUCACUGACAACCAGGGCUACACACCUCUGCACUGGGCCUGCUACAACGGAUAUGAUGCUUGUGUGGAAGUGUUGUUAGACCAGGAGGUGUUCAAGAAGAUUAAGGGCAACUCUUUCAGUCCACUGCACUGUGCUGUUAUGAACGAUAACGAGGGAGUAGCUGAGAUGUUAAUCGACUCCCUGGGCGCAACUAUCGUCAACACCACUGACUCUAAGGGCAGGACCCCUCUUCACGCCGCAGCUUUUUCCGACCACGUGGAGUGUGUUUCCCUGCUGCUGAGCCACGGAGCUCAGGCAAACGUAGUCGACACCCACUUGUGCAGGACGCCGCUUAUGAUGGCAGCUCUCAACGGACAGACCAAUACUGUGGAGGUGUUGGUGAGCAGUGCUAAAGCAGACCUGGCACUACAGGAUUCACACAGGAACACAGCAUUACAUCUGGCUUGCAGCAAGGGUCAUGAGACGAGUGCCUUGUUGAUCCUGGAGAAGAUCAGCGACAGGAACCUCAUCAACUGCACCAACGCUGCUCUCCAGACGCCCCUGCACGUAGCAGCCAAGAAGGGAUUGACAGUGGUGGUCCAGGAGCUGCUGGGGAAAGGAGCCAGUGUGUUAGCCGUGGAUGAGAAUGGUUACACUCCAGCUCUGUCCUGCGCUCCCAACCGCGAUGUGGCCGACUGCCUGGCGCUCAUCCUCAAUUCCAUGAUGCCCACCUCCCCUAUGGUCACCAUCACAGCUUUGCCUGCGCUUUCUCUUACGCAGACAGUCAUCAACCACCACCCCACUAACAACCACAUCUCCAAAGGCGUGGCCUUUGACGCCCCACCGCCUCUGAGGCCUGACCAUGCCUCCUACUGCAGGCCAGAGCGCCCGCUAUCCUCCAUCUCUGCGGACGAUGAACUGAAUGAUUCCGAUUCAGAGACAUACUGA